Aureobasidium uvarum is the source of this 1113-nucleotide messenger RNA. The record is from the annotation of a GenBank genome assembly. NCBI's taxonomy places the organism in Eukaryota, Fungi, Ascomycota, Dothideomycetes, Dothideales, Saccotheciaceae.
AUGCCAUCAUACAAAGAACUUCGUGCUCAGGGUCUCCAAGCCAACCUUGCAGCAUAUCCUCUCCCUGCGCGCAAUUCAGCAGGUGAAAGUGUUUACAUCUACCAAAGAGUCAAGUGGACUGGAAACUUUCUUGACGCCGAACUCGAGCACAUUGAAGUGCCUGCACACAACUGUCCCUCGUUUACCACCACCACUCAGCCUGAGCGUCUCGCCCCGGAAGACAGAGAUGAAAAGGGGCUGUUCCCAGCCAGGCCUGAGAACCUCCCUGGCAGACCUCAGCGCCCCUCAGAAGACACGGUCCGCGAAAGGGCCUUCAGCAAGCUCAUCACCACCGAAAGAUCUCUCACAGUCGACGAAAAGAUGGCUCGGGACAGCCAAUACCUUGUCGAGCUACAGAAAUGGAGAUCAUGGGCCUCGAGAAUGCCUGAGGAAUGGAACCUCCUGGAUCCGGCCGAGUACAAGCAGCUCAACAGCAUGAUGCCCACAGCUUCGGAGUCGCAGGUCUACAAGCCCAACAUGGACAAUGACACCCAAAUCUUCUGGGUCUUCCUCCUGUUUGGCGUUAUCUCUUACCUCUGUGGCGCGCCAGUGGGUCAACUUGUCGCCCUCGCCCUUCUCGCAAUCGCAGUCGUCCAGAUCAAUCACCAGAACAGCCUGAACCCCAUUGCUUUGUUCAAUUUUGCUGUUCUGAAUCCUAUCAGCGUUAUGUAUCUCCUCGGAUACUGGAUUUUGAGGAUGAUCGGCGUCGUAGUGCUCGUCAUCUCAUCAGCCGUGACUUCCAUCCUCUGGCUCUUCGAUCAAGUGGCUACCUCCUCCGCAGGCGCCAAUUCCGGCUCUCGUACUGCUUUCUGCAAUACUGUCCCUACCCUCCGCGCAUCGACAACUCUGACCGGGCACAGCGGUGUCACCUACGCUGACCCGCUGUCGACCCCGCAGUCAGUCAGCAUAGAGUCUCUCCCUGAAAGCCUUCGCCCGAAGCCACUCAUCGAGAACUUUGGCACACUGAUCCGAGGUCCCUUGAGCAAGGAUUUUGGUGCUCGCCGUACCCCAGAUGGCCUGCACACUGUCCAACCCUCUUUCUUCACUACUCCACCGAGGCCGACCUUUACUUGA